AUUCAAAACCAUUUUAUUUCAAUCAAAUUCAUUUCAAUUACAUUGAAUUGAAUAUAAUAAAUAAAUUUUUAAUAAUAAAAAUGGCGAUGGCUUCAUUAUCAUUGAAUCCACCAUUGCCACCAAUAUCUCCUCGUAAGCUCAUUGACACUACUACUUCUCUUAAUUACGGCGCCGCCAACAACAACCUUAAACCGAUCGUAAUUUCCGGGGAUCCUCCAACGUUUGUGUCUGCUCCUGGUCGCCGCAUCGUUGCUGUUGGAGACUUGCACGGGGACCUUGCCAAAGCAAGAGGUGCACUUGAGCUGGCUGGUGUCUUGAGUUCAGAUGGUCAAGACACGUGGACUGGCCGAGAGACGGUCUUGGUUCAGCUUGGAGAUAUACUCGACAGGGGUGAAGAUGAAAUUGCUAUAUUGUCUUUGUUAAGGUCGCUGCAACUUCAGGCUAAAGAGCACGGUGGUGCUGUUUUCCAGGUGAAUGGAAAUCAUGAAACUAUGAAUGUUGAAGGGGAUUUUAGAUAUGUUGAUUCCGGGGCAUUUGAUGAAUGUUCAGACUUUCUAGAAUAUCUGGAUGAUUGUGGGCAUAACUGGGAAGAUGCUUUUUCUAGUUGGGCCGAAGUAUCUGAAAGCUGGAAAGAAGAGCGGAAAAUGUCACAAAGUUCUUGGGGCCCAUGGAACCUAGUAAAGCGGCAAAAGGGAGUAAUUGCAAGAUCAGUCCUUUUAAGACCAGGCGGUCCAUUGGCAUCUGAAUUGGCACGACAUCCUGUCGUUCUUAAAGUUGAUGAUUGGGUUUUCUGUCAUGGUGGACUUCUUCCCCAUCAUGUCACCUAUGGCAUCGAGAAGAUAAACAGUGAAGUCUCUAAAUGGAUGAUUAAUGUUAAUGAAGGUGAUGAUGAGUCACAAAUACCUUUUAUAGCUACCAGAGGUUAUGACAGUGUUGUGUGGAAUCGUUUAUACUCUAGAGAUACUGAUGAUUUAGAAGAUCAUCACAUUGAACAGAUUCAAUCUAUUCUUGACAGCACACUUCAAGUAGUUGGUGCGAAGGCAAUGGUAGUGGGACACACUCCACAAACUACAGGAGUGAAUUGUAAAUAUAACUGUAGCAUUUGGCGUGUUGAUGUGGGGAUGUCUAGUGGAGUUCUUGAUUCAAGACCCGAGGUUCUAGAAAUAAGAGGCGAUAAAACAAGGGUAAUAAGGAGUAAAUCAGAUUCAUUCAGUGAACUUCUGGCUGCAGAUUAUAUGUAGAUAACCACAAGGACUAAUUGUUGAAGAUGAACGCCCCAUACGUUUUUUGCCUGCAAUGGUAGGCGAUGCCUGACAGAUGGGCAACUAUUUAUUGGGCUUGGAUUCAUGGCAUGUAAGUAGGUAUAUCAUAGAAUAUGAUGCAAAGCCUUCUCUAGGCCAAAUUAUGUCUAUAUUGUAGUCUAUCUCCUCCUCUACUAGAGGAGGAGUUCGGCUGAUGUCACAAAAACGUAUGUGUCAACUAGAGGCAUGGUCCACGUACAUUUUUUACUAAAAUUGAUGAUGAAAUUGCUAUGUAUUCGAUGGUGUUUAUACUAUGUGUAUUUUGUAUAAAGUUGAGUUUUGUAUCAAAAGUUCUGAUAUACGUA
Molecule: messenger RNA, 1606 nt
Organism: Erigeron canadensis
Lineage: Eukaryota; Viridiplantae; Streptophyta; Magnoliopsida; Asterales; Asteraceae
Product: shewanella-like protein phosphatase 1
Exons: 10
Coding region: 81-1241 (386 amino acids)
Molecular function (GO): hydrolase activity
Source: RefSeq, a predicted model, not a curated record